AGUUCAUUUGCUGCCCGAUUUCCCAAAUCUUUGGGCUCUUAGAGGAAUCUGCAACCCGUCAUUCUCAACUGAUCAGGAGGAAAGCAAAGUGACGUAUGUUGUACUGGAAACCCAAUCAAGCAAACCAGUGUUUUGCCAAUGCACAUGCACAAUUGGGUUGAGAGGGGACUGUAGCCAUGUGGGAGCUAUUCUCUUUACCCUGUGUGAUGUAGUAGCUGAGGGAAAACAGCAUCUUCCACCUGACCCCACCUGUACUGAUCUGCCUUGUUCAUGGUCAGAUCCUAAAGGUGCCAAAGUUGAACCUGUCAUUGUAGAGGAUAUCAACUUUUAUAAGGCCAAAGUAGGUAAAGAACCACCCACAAAGAAAUUCCAUCCAUCUCCUUCUGUAACAGAAGGUUUCUAUGGAACCACACAGCAUGAUAAAAGGACCAUGGAUGAAUUAAAAAUGAACUUAAAGAGAGACCUAUUCUAUGCAAAUCAUGGAAACCCCAUGCCACCUAUAUUCUACAUAUUAGCCCAAAAAGAUACUCUACCCCAAUUACCAUUACAGCAAGAAUUGCCUGAUUUCUUGCCAGUUGAUGAUCCACAUUUGGCUUACAGUUUUAAUGUGGACAUUGAAGACGUCACUGAGCAUGAGAAUGAUGUCAGAGAAAUAGUAAGCCCUAUCAAGUCAAAUCCAGCUUCACUGCAUGACAUCACUUCAAAAGCUGAUGCAAUUAUUGAAAAGCUCAGAGUACAAGACGAUGAUAUCAAGAAGAUUGAAAAGGCUACAAGGGAUCAAUCAAAUUGUAAACACUGGUGA
Stylophora pistillata is the source of this 802-nucleotide messenger RNA. RefSeq lists its product as uncharacterized. The record is from RefSeq and is a predicted model, not a curated record. NCBI's taxonomy places the organism in Eukaryota, Metazoa, Cnidaria, Anthozoa, Scleractinia, Pocilloporidae. Gene Ontology annotation, molecular function: zinc ion binding.